GUCGCGCUUUGUAAUUCACCCUCUGAGUUUGCAUACUAGCGCCUCAGUACCGGCAGAGGGGGUCGGCGAGCGGCCUCUCUAGGGCUGUGAGAGGACUCAGAAGGGGUGGCAAUACCUGCGCCGCGGACAGCACCGCAGCGCCAGGCCCCUCCUGUCCCUCCGGGUCAAUUCGACGUAGCCAUGGCGGAAUCGAUCCCGAAGGCGAAGAGCGCCUACGCCUUCUUUCAGGCGGCCAUGAACAAGCAGAUGGUGGGCGUGCCGCUCGGCAUCACACCGGCGUCGAGUCUCGAUACCGUCGCGGCGCCUUCGUUUGAAUUCAACCGGCGAACAAAGGCGGACCGCGGGCCCACCGCAACAGAAACGCGACCCCGACCGCAGGCGAGCGCAUGCAGGAGAUCUCGGCGCGCUGGAAGGCCCUCGCGGACAAGUCGCCCUACGAGGCCCAAGCGGCGGCCGACAAGAAGCGCUACGACGAGGCGUCCGCGGCGCGCGACGCGCAAGUCCUGGCCGAGCAGGAGGCCAAGCGGAAAGCUAGAGAAGGCGGCGGCCGCGGCACAAAACGAGCGGCGGCGCCGGUCUCGGAGGCGCCCAAGCCCAAGAAGGAGCGCAAGCCCCGCGUGCUGUCCGAGAAGCAGCAGGCCGAGCGCUCGGCGAAACAAAGCGAGCGCUCGGCGCGCGAGUCGCGCAUGGACGCGGAGCGCGAAGCCUUAGAUGGUAGGUUAGCUGACGCGGCGCAAGCUAGGUUAAAGUUCCUGCUGUCGCAGUCGGACAUCUUCGGCCACUUCGGCGCCGGCGCGACGGCCGCGGCCGCCUCAAAAAAGAAGGAGACGCAGGAGGUCAAGUCGCCCGUCAAAAGACGCGCUAGAACGCUCGAGGAGGACGACCUCGAGACCAAAGAAGAGGCAGAAGCGACCACACGACUAUCAAGGCAGCCCUCGAACAUAAAAGGCGGCCAGAUGCGGCCUUAUCAAUUAGAAGGACUGAACUGGAUGAUCCGGCUCUACGACCACGGCAUGAACGGCAUUUUAGCUGAUGAAAUGGGUUUAGGGAAGACGCUGCAGUGCAUUUCUAUGUUAGCAUGGCUGAGAGAAGGGAGGAAGAUCGAAGGACCUCACUUGAUACUGGUACCUAAAAGUACAUUAGGCAACUGGAUGAAUGAAUUCGCAAGGUGGUGCCCCGAGAUCCGCGCGGUGCGGUUCCACGGUCCUAAACCUGAUAGGGCCGCCUUCGUGAGGGAUGUCCUCAAACCUGGAGCUUCUAGAAGAGACUAUGACGUCGUCGUCACGACGUACGAAGUCGCGAACGCGGAGCAGAAGUCCCUGGAGAAGGUCUCGUGGCGCUUCGUCGUCAUCGACGAAGCGCACCGCAUCAAGAACGAAGCUUCCUUGUUUGCGCGGACGGCGCGGUCCUUACGAGCGGAAAGGCGCUUGCUCGUGACGGGCACGCCCCUCCAGAACAACCUCCACGAGCUCUGGGCUUUGCUGAAUUUUCUAUUACCGGACGUCUUCGCCUCGUCGGACCAGUUCGACGAGUGGUGUGCGUCAGCGUCCGUAUCACGCGACCUCGUCCGACGGAGCCGACGCGCGCCGACGGCGUAAACCGCGCGCAGGUUCGAUCUUGAUGUUGAUGACGACGACGCGAAGAAGACGAUGAUCUCGCAAUUGCACAAACUGCUGCGGCCCUUCGUGCUGCGGCGGCUCAAGGCCGACGUCGAGCGGAGCAUGCCUCCCAAAACAGAAACGAUUCUGUUUGCGUCGCUGACGAAGUGCCAGAGAGACGUGUACAAGUCGCUGCUGAAACGCGACGCUUCCUUACUAGGCAAGGAGGACGGUUCCUGCUCCAGGGCGUCGAUCGCGAACAUCGCCAUGCAGCUCCGGAAGUGCUGCAACCACCCCUACCUGUUCCAGGGCGUCGAGGAUAGAACCCUAGACCCGCUCGGCGAGCACGUCAUCGACGCUUGUGGGAAGCUCAAGUUGAUGGACAAGCUACUGAGUAGACUGAAAGAAAAAGGUCACAGAGUACUGAUCUUCUCGCAGAUGACGCACUUACUAGACGUGCUGGAGGACGUGAUGGCGAUGCGCAAGUACGAGUACUGUAGAAUUGAUGGGAACACGUCCUACGACGAGCGCGACGAGUUCAUCGAGGAGUACAACAAACCCAAUAGCUCGAAGUUCGUCUUUUUGCUAUCGACGCGAGCCGGUGGUUUGGGGAUCAACUUGCAGACCGCGGAUACUUGUAUUUUGUUCGACUCGGACUGGAACCCGCAGGCCGACUUGCAGGCCAUGGAUCGGUGCCAUAGAAUAGGUCAAACCAAACCCGUACAUGUGUACAGAUUAGUCACGGCGGACACGAUAGAAGAGAAGAUUGUGGAACGGGCCAAGAAGAAGUUGAAAUUGGACGCCAUGGUCGUGCAGCAAGGGCGAUUAAACCAGGAGAAGAAACCACAAGGACCGUCGAAGGACGAGAUGUUGGAGGCUGUUACUUUCGGCGCUUCUGCCAUCUUCCGGGCCGAGGGUGAUGUGAAGGAUGAAGACCUAGAUGCUAUCUUAGAAAGAGGUCGGGAGCGCACCAAACUCUUAGAUGAGAAGUUCCAGCAGGACGACAAGGGCGACAUGUUGGAUUUCAAGCUCGACGGGGGCCAGUACACCCAGACCUUCGAGGGCGUGAACUAUGCUCAGAGACAAAAACAAGAUUUGGACGCGCUCAAGACCGCCGCGGCGGUCACAGCUCUAGAGGGUCCUGGUGAAAGAAAAAAGUCCGCCUACAACGCCCAGGCCGUCUUGAAUGCGCAAGAGUACCAGGCCAAGGAGGCGGCCAAAAAAAGGAACCCGGUCCCGCCCAAGCACCGCAUGCCGCGGCUCGACGACUGGGCGUUUUUGGACGUGGCUCGGUUGUCGGAGAUCGGGAAGCUCGAGACGGAGGGGUUUACGGCGUUGUUGUCGGAUCCGCAGAAGUACAAAGAAGUAGGGAAUAGCGAGUGUGGUGUCCUAGAACCGUCAGUGUCGGAGGAGAAGAAGCGGCUGUUAGAAGCAGGGUUCCGCCAGUGGACCAAAGAACGCUUCAUGCAGUGGCGGCGGUUGUCGGCACAGCACGGCCGCCACGCCCACGACAAGAUCACGUCUGGUUUACAGGCUGUGGCGCCCGGCAUCGAAAUAUCAGAGGUCAAAGCUUUUCAUGAAGCGUUUUUUGACCAGAAAAAGGCGGAGAAGUGGAGAGAUCAAGCGGAGUAUUCUCGCGCUCUCAGGCAGAUCGAGCGAGGAGAGAAGGCGACGAUCGAUAGCAAGAAGAACGACAGUGCGUUCGAAGAACUUGUGUCGAGUGCUGUGGAAGAAGGUAAUGCGUUGGACGCGUUGCCCAUUGACGGUGGGGGUCCUGCUACUCAAAUCAGAGAUGAUGAACGGCCCUAUACUCGCUCCGAAGACCGCUUCCUACUCACGGCGUGCUACCUCCUCAAGGAUACCGACGGUCACGCCCUAUCUGCGGCCAUGAGAUCGACGGACCGGUUCCUAUUCGAUCGUAGGAUCCUAGGAGCGUCGCACAAUGACCUCGCAUCGAGAUGCGUCGCCCUCAAGUCGAAGUGCGAAGGCGUCCGGGCCUCGCGCGAGCGCCAGGCGCAAAAAGCACUCGAGAAGAAGCGCGCCGUGCGGCCGGCGCACGUCGUCGAGGCCGAGUUAAGGGCGUUGGAGCCCAAACUCAAGCAAGCGAAACGGGAGGAGACCCAGGCUACUGAUGAGUGGCGGAAAUUAGAGAAGGAAAUUAGGGGCCUGUCGUCUCGAAGUGCGCCGCGGCCGUCCUUGCUGAAGCCGGAGCCUCGUCAAUUACGUCUGAAGCCCUUCGUCUACUACGUGCGCGAGCGCGGGGCUUCGUUGGUCGCUUCAGCGGAGCUGCCGGAGCGCGACGACAUGGAGCCGGCCGUCGAGGAGACGCUGGCCAUGCUGGAGACGAACUGGGGCGCCGAGGGCGAUGCAGCGAAGGGCGAGUUGCUUUCCCGCGUGCCGUCGUCUUCCUAGGUCGUCUCCCUCCCUCAUACUAACGUGUGUACCUUACGUCCGUGCCGCGGCGACGGCGUCGAAGUGCC
This is a messenger RNA of Pelagomonas calceolata, 4078 nucleotides long. The record is from the annotation of a GenBank genome assembly. NCBI's taxonomy places the organism in Eukaryota, Pelagophyceae, Pelagomonadales, Pelagomonadaceae.